Messenger RNA from Botrytis fragariae, 8838 nucleotides. Its product is annotated as putative phosphatidylinositol 3 protein. The transcript is spliced from 8 exons. Gene Ontology annotation, molecular function: protein binding; protein serine/threonine kinase activity. Bases 1 to 8838 code for a protein of 2945 amino acids. Gene Ontology annotation, biological process: DNA repair. Lineage: Eukaryota; Fungi; Ascomycota; Leotiomycetes; Helotiales; Sclerotiniaceae. The record is from RefSeq and is a predicted model, not a curated record.
AUGUCUGCAGAUAUAACUUUAAGGCAGGUUAUGGGGACCCUGGAGAGUAGGAAGGGAGAUUUCACGAAGUCUUUGAAAGAUCUCAAUGACAUUUUUUAUCCCCAUAAGGCUGCUAAUAUCGGCCAGCACAUCAAUGGACAACUUCAAAACAAGACAUACGACAAAUUGUUCGAGAUUUUAUUCGAAAUUGUCAUUGAGGAGAAACGAAAAUAUUUAGGCAAGUCGAAAAGGCCAACUGUGAAAGUAUCGGUCACUAGGCUGGAACUAUGUGCUAAGGCCAUAAAUUACAUCGUGACUGCUGGGGUACACAGGUUCGAGAAGACGACUGUCAACGCUCUGAUUGAGCAUAUUCUUGAUACGAUCCCGAUAUCAACUAGAGAUUACUGUCAGCCGAUAUUAAGUGACUAUCUCAAAGCACUGGGCUGUUUGCUCGGGCAACCAGCAAUUUUAGCAAGCCUCAAGAAUCUUCGGGUCGAACUCAUCGACCUUUCCAUUGUGGGUAUCGAAUUGUACCUCGGAGACGCUGGUGAAGACCUAUCACAGUCUGGCAAUGGGGCUGGUCACCCAUCACUGCCUAGAUCUUCCUCUGGGCUUGGAAGUAUACCAAGGGUACAAAGUUCGGUAUCUCAGCACAACGUAGAAGAACUUUGCCAAAUCCUCUUCUCGCUUCUCUAUUCUACCAAUAAUCCUUCAUUUACAAUUGUUGAGAGAGUGGCCGCUGUAAUCAUGCGCUUGCUGCAGUACCAUAUUUCGAGUGUAAGCAAGCUACAUCAAGUAGCAUUUUCAGUCCUUAAUAUCGUUUUAUCAUGUUUCGGUGAAGAUCACACCUCAUUUUCGUUUUCAAUUGGCCGAGAGUUGCUUCCUUUGAUAUGUCGGUUUUGGCAAGUUAAAGCACUGCACAAAGACGAAAUGGUUAACUCUGUUCGAGAUGAAAUGCUGAUUAGUUUGUACUACACACAUCUACACCUGGAGAGCAAUAUCAUAAGCGAUGAGGAUGUCGAGCUGCAUAGUGAUUUGAAUGAUCUACUUGACGCCUUAAGAGCAGAUUACUUUCGGCGAACAGACAAUGAUCAGCUUCAAUUGGACGAUGUGGAGAUUCUAAAUUUGAAUACCCGGAAGAUAGGCUGCGAUCCUUUUCGUCUACAUUGCUUCCGACUGAAAUCUCACAAUAAUCGUACGGCUGAGCGUAAUUGGGCAAACCUACUCGCUCUGGCCGUCCUAGAACGAUUGGUGAGAGUCAAAGAGCACGUGCUUCAAGUGAAACCCAAAUCAGGAGGUGACUUAGAUAACUAUCCACGAAAGCGUCAACGUAUCUCGCAAUCGUCUGAAAGACUACUUGAACCUUUAAAGUCCAGCGAUCAGAAAGUACUAUUGGCCGGUUUGCAAUUGAUCCCAUUCGUACUACAAAACUGCAAACUCUCAGCUUCUUCUCUAGGAGAAUUACUGGAUCAACUGAGCAAUUCUGCUUUGGACAAGCGUGGUAACAUUGCAUCGUGGGCAUUACUUGGUAUAGCAAGUUGUACUUAUCAGGCAUGUGCUGCAGACGGAUCAUCAAUAGACUGGAAACAGCACUGGUAUAAUGGAGCUAAAGCGCUCACUUUUGCGGGGACCUGUCGUGCUGCUGCUCUAGCACUCCAUACAAUUCAUGCCAAAUGCCUCUUAGAUUAUCAUGAUAUUGAAGACAGUGUGAACGCCAUCAUCACCACGGCUGAUAUCAGUGGCCCGCCAGUCCUCUGUGACUCAUCGAUUUUCCUGAUCAAUCACUUGUUGCAGGUUAAGGUUAAUGAAGCUCCUGGCGCGAGCCUGGCUGCCUGCCAGCAUGUGAUCCGUUGGCUUUUCGGAAGAUGGAAUCCAGGUACGAAGUCUGCUGUGUUACAUCGGAUCAGAGCUGACACAUAUCAAGCUGAUAGAUUAUUUAUUGUUCAAUACGGGAAACAUUUACACCCUUUUAGCAUCAUUGCAUUGAUAAGAACGAGCCUUGGCCUACCGGGAUUGCCUGAUGAGUCAAAUAGUCGCCAAAUCGGAGGUGCGCUGUUUCAAGCAUGGCAACAACACUUAAAUAAAGAAAAGGUUCUUCGUUAUCUCUUACUACUUGAUGCCGAUGAAUCAGUCGAAGUAGACUUCACCUGCCAACACUGUCCGAAGUCUACGGCUGAUGAUGAUGUUAUCUUUCGAUUGGACAGUGCUCACUUUAGUUCUACCCAGAGAAUGAUACUUGAGUUCUUGUCAUCAAAGUGUAGCGAGCUUCUACUAUCCUGGAGAGUCUUCAAUACGGAACGAUCGCAGGUUUCAACUGAUAUGUAUCGAGGCUCACUAAAUACAUGUAUCACGAGUCUUCAUUUACUACCACAUUUUGCCAACGCUAAUUUAGAGCAAUUAUCUCUUUUAAGGGAUGACCUCCGGGGCUUGAGCGAUGAGUUAUUGGAAUACCUUAGACGAUCAGAUGCUAAAGACUUUUCCGCAACCAAAGAGUUUGUCCAUACUAUCUUGCAAGCAAUCCAACCCCAUCUACCUCCUUGCGACACUACUCAAUUCAAGCAUGUCGCAGAACACAAUUCUCAACUGCUGCAGUUUCUAUCCCUUAUCUCGGGAUACAUCAAGAGUCGCCGUUUAGCCGAGGAGUCAAUUUUAGAGCGUGAUGAUGAUCCCAUGGAUAUCGAUGAUGAAGUUUCUAGCCAGAGAAGUCACUCGUCAACGGAAGCACAAAAACUAAACAUUCCUAGGCGAGCUAUGGCGCUGGAAAUGAGUUCUUCGUCCUUUUAUAUAGAUACAAUAGGCCGACUGAUGUUGGCCGCCGACCUGUACGAGUCCUCUGAAAGCUGUGCGGUACCAAAUUCUUUUAUUGAAGAGCUGGUCUCUAUGAAGGAUGAAGAACUACUCUCGUGUCGUCCACUUAUGCGCAGUAUGCUUGAGUCAGAUCUCAUUCUGAAUGAGACGGAUGCAUAUCGCAUAUUCGAGCGUGUGGGACAAAUUCUUUCAUCAGAUGAUUUUCUUGCCAGCGAAGUUGCCAUGUGCGCAUGCUUGGACGUAAUGAUAGGACUUUUACCUUUCUGGUCGAUGGAAGAGCAGAAUUCUUUUGUGAAUCACGCUAAGCAGUUGUAUGAUUGGUUUAUCCUGCGAAUUCGACGAAACGCCGAUUCCACAAUCGUGCAGCUAGGCAUUGUUAAUUUGCUAUUACAACUGUUGCGGGCAAACCAGAAUUAUGGGAAUGCCCCUUCUCAGCCCUCACCGCGUACAAAUCUAUUGGAGCUCCUCGAGAAAGGCAAUACUGCUACUAAAUUCUUCAUUGGCGAUCAGAUUUCGACAAUUUUCGAGCUCUUUACGCUGAAGGAGCAUGACAAAAUCUUUGUAGAUGUGCUUGCACUUUUACCUUCUGCGCCAGAAUUGUGGGAAGGGAUAGCGUUUCGACUUUACGUCCUGGCAAAACUAGCUUCCCGUUGGUCAACUCUUCUGCGAAGAUGCAUUUAUCAUAUUUUCGAAAUUCCGGGUAGAAUUCCAGGUACUAUUCGACAUGCUACUCGGUGCUUGUCCGAUGUUGCUUUUGCGCUCACAGUAGACUGUCCGCAGGAGCUCUUCGCAUUGUUUGCGCCUCAAAUACUCUAUACUUGGCUCGAGGCAGAGGCGAUAGAGGACAUACCAUACCAAAUCUUUGGCUUCGACGCUCUCGGCGACUUACUGGCAUCCGUUCAGGAAGAGGUUUCCGCUUUGAUAAUGAUGCGGGGUGAUGAUGCUCAACUCGAACACCUCGCUGAAUUGUUGAAGAUUCCUGUUGUCAAACUGCUUGAGAAAUGUUUUGCCAAAGUCACGGCAUACUGUAUUGCUAACGAGAUAAGCAUAUCACCUUCGGGUGGCAAGAAACAUAAAGGUGAGCAUCGGCUGAAAUCCUGCCUCGGUGACGAAUUGUACCUGGAAUGCGUCAAUCUGCAUUUUACGGAUAUACUUGCAACCCUGUUUAAUGUUAUAGAUCAAGAGCAACAUGUGGAAAAGUCGUUUGCCAAAGAGGAGAGCCUAGGAUAUGCCGCAAAAAUUAUGGGAGAAAUCAAAUCUCUGAGCUCGUCUGAGAUGAUCUUGCCUCCCAAUCAGCAACCUGCAUUCAAGGCAAAGUACCUCUUUCACGAAAUCAAACUCUUGUGUAAGAGAACAGUGCAUGAGGCAGGUGAUCUAUACACCCCAAGCUUAGUAGCUUUCAUUGCUAGAAGACUACUGAAGACUAUUCACCCUGCACUUGGUUCGCUGCAUGCUUGCUCUGUGUUACGAAAGCUUCGUGUUCUUAUCUCGCUUGCCGGAAGCGCUGUAACUCGAGGUUAUCCUCUGGAAAUGCUUCUAAGAUCCGUAAGGCCCUUUCUCAAGGAUCCUGAAUGUGCUGAUGAUGCUAUUGGCAUUCUACAAUAUCUGCUGAGUCAUGGCUCUGAUUAUCUAAAACUUUCCCCAUCUUUUGUUGCAAGCAUUACCCUUUCAAUACUCGGAUCUCUGCGCGUAUUCAUGCAGGAGCGUAGGUCUAGCACAACCCAGGAAAGUCAACACCAAGCAACAAUGUCCAAAGCCCAGAAAUUUCACCUCUGGGUUGGGAAGUAUGCCUCACGUUAUGAAUCUCCUGUUCUAGCGGGGUCUCUGAGUUCGAGUUUCAAAGCUCUUGUUGCCUCUGCCCAGGAGGUUCGAGCAAUUGGAAAUGCUGAAAGGGGAACAAUAGAGAGUACACUACUGGACCGGCUACUAGAGGACGAAAAGAACGGAGGCGCGUUACUGACUCUGCCCGCUCGGAAGCUUGCGCUCAGUAUGCUAUGCUCGGAGUUUGAAUGCCCUGCCUCAUACCGGAGCGAUAUAUACGGUGAGGAUGCAGCUGCCGAAGGAAUGGCUGCUGUUGUAUGGAAGUCCUGCAGAGGAAAUUCUUCCAACAAACAAUAUAUGUCUUGGGCUGCGCGGGUUCUCGGAAGAGCCUUUGCGGCUACUGGGCAUGUACACCAGGAGCUCUUGCAAGAAUCCACAUUGUCAAAAAUUAAGGAACUAAAAACAUCAUCCAGAGUCAGUUCUUCCUCAAGAGCAUGUAUAUUGAGUCUCUUACAAUCGUCGAUCUUGGGGGAUAAUGGCUCGACGGUAGGAAUUGUCGAAACGGCUUUGCGUAUCAUUGUUACAACUUCAGACGCGCAGAUUCUGGAGAUUGGCCGUCAAAUUCUAUCACCCCCAGUAUUUGAAGCGUCAGCGUGGAAUCCUUAUCCUGUUCCUCCAUGUGAGGUGGCAGGACCAACAGAUAAUAAGGAUAGCUUGAGGAAAAAUCUCGAGGCAGAUUGCAUUCUUUCUCCUAAUUGGUUAAGAGAUCUCUCUAUUGCAUUGGCUAAAGCUGUCCCUAAAGAUCCCAUACUGUGCGCCUUAGCACCAGUUCUUCGAAAUGUGCCAGACUUUGCUAAUCAAGCAUUUCCGUUCAUUCUUCACCUCGUGCUCUCUACAGAUUCGCCUGCACAAAAGAAUAACCGUAAUCAAAUAUCUAAUGCAUUUGCGGUGUGGUUCUCCAGAGGCCAAUCCGUCGAAAGGAACAAUCUAAAGGCUAUAAUUAAUUCGAUUUUGUACUUACGGACGCAACCUCUGCCUCAUGAGAAGUCUUCAGCGGAUCGUUUGCAUUGGCUGGAUCUUGACUACCUCAAAGUCGCCACAGCCGCCAUACAUUGUGGAAUGUUCAAAACGGCUUUGAUAUUUGUUGAAGAACACCAUUUGAUCCCAGUAAAAUCGUCUAGACGGUCUUCAACGAAUAAAGAUGGCGGUGAGACCCCCGAGAUACCCACAGACUUGCUUCUCGCAAUUUUCGAAAACAUUGAUGAUCCAGAUCUAUAUUACGGGGUGCAGCAAACAGCUAGUUUAAGCACCAUAUUAGCGAGACUGGAAUAUGAGAAAGAUGGGCCCAAAAGUCUUGCUUUCAGAGGUGCACAAUAUGACAGCCACGUUAAGCAGCGAGACCCCAGAGCUGCCAAGGAUGCGCAAUCUCUUGUUGGUGCAUUAGACAUGCUUAGCCUUAGUGGUCUUUCUCACUCUCUGUUACAAGCACAGCAGGGUUCUGGAAUAGCUGGCACAUCUUUAGAUUCUAUGUUUCGCACCGCACGUAAACUAGAACAAUGGGAUAUCCCUGUUCCUACCAGCGAUAACCACUCAGUCACUCUCUAUAAAGCUUUCCAAUCAGCUCAUGUUGCUACAACCCGUGGAUCUUUCAUGAAAGUAAUUAACGAAGGACUUGAGGGGACAAUGGAACGACUCGUGCGAGAUGACCUUAGCGCCAGUGCUCUUCACGAAUCUCUUAGAACCCUAGCGGCUCUUUCCGAAAUGGAUGAAGUACUUAGCUCUCGGGGAUCCGAAGAGUUUGAACACAUUCUGUCAAGGUUUCGGAAUCGAUCCGAAUGGAUGAAGACGGGGAGGUUCGAUGACAUUAGUCAGUUGAUCUCUUGUCGGGGGACAACUUUAAGCACCUUAAGCCAGCAACCGCGUCUUCGAGACAUACUCAAUCUCUCCUCCAAAGAUACAAGACUAGUCGAGGUACAUGUUGCCCUCAUGGCUUCAUCACUAAAUCGUGACCACGGCGCCUUACAAGAAUCUUUAUCUCUGACAACUUCUUUGAUUGAUCUUAUCAAACCGUGUCAGUCUCUUGGUUUAAACAUUGAAGCUGCCGUUCAUAUGGAGACCGCAAAUGCCUUGUGGGAGCAAGGCGAAAUGACGUCCUCAAUAGGUAUAUUACGAGCUUUGGACAAUGCUUCCUUUCUGAAAGCGCAGACUAUAUCUGUUGGUCGUCCCGAUCUCUUAUCAAAGAUUGGUCACCAAGUUUCUGAAGCCAGACUUGAGAAGCCUGAUCGAAUCAUUGAGAGAUACCUAAAACCUGCCCUCAAGGACUUGAAAGGUUCCGAUGGCUAUGAAGCUGCGAAAGUUUUCCAUCAAUUUGCCGUAUUUUGCGAUCAACAACUGCAGGACCCUGAUAGUUUGGAAGAUUUGGAGCGAAUGAAGAAGUUAAGCGAGAUGAGAUCUAAUGAUGUCGCUGACUACGAGGAACUUUUGAAGAAUGCAACAUCUUCAACAGAAAGACAAAGACAUCAAAGUUAUCUCAAGAAAGCCAAGACGUGGCUCGGACUAGACGAGCGAGAAUAUCGCCGCCAUUGCUCCAACAGGGACGAAUUUCUACGCCAAUGCCUGGAGAAUUACCUUCUCUCAUUAGCUGCUUCGGAUAAUCAUGAUAGUAAUGCGCUACGUUUCACCGCUCUAUGGCUUGAAAAUUCUGCAGAGAACUUUACCAAUGAAGCUGUAGCCAAAGUUUUACCCAAGGUGCCUAGUCGAAAAUUUGCUACGCUCAUGAACCAGCUCAGUUCUCGGUUACUUGAAAAUGACUCAAAAUUUCAGCAGCAUCUCUUCGGUCUAGUUCUACGGAUCUGUAUGGAUCAUCCAUACCACGGCAUGUACCAAAUAUAUGCUGGGUCCCACAGUCGGCCAAAUACCAAGGAUGAAGUAGCUAUCUCGAGAAAUAAGGCAACCCUCAAGGUUUCAGAGCAACUACAAAGAGCUGAGAGCUCGCGGGCAAUUUGGAAUGCGUUGAAUUAUGUUAUCCAGCCAUAUACUCAGCUUGCGGGCGAGAAAGAUGAUCAGAAGUACAAAACAGGCAAAAAGCUCUCAAUUAAAGAUUCCCCCGCGGGUUUGAGACUCAACAACAUUCUAAAGAAGUACCCAAUACCCCCGCCGACAAUACAAAUAGAUCUUCGCGCAGAUAAAGAUUAUUCUAAGGUGCCAAAAAUGGUCAAAUUCGAGUCCCAGAUGAGUAUAGCAUCAGGGGUAAGUGCACCGAAAAUCAUCACUGCCGUGGCGGAUAACGGAGCGCGAUUUAAACAAUUGGUAAAAGGUGGCAAUGAUGAUCUGCGCCAAGAUGCCAUCAUGGAACAGGUAUUUGCUCAAGUCAGUGAACUCUUGAAAACGAACAGAGCUACUCGACAAAGAAACCUCAGCAUCAGAACCUACAAAGUUCUACCAUUGACGUCCAUAGCUGGAGUCAUUGAAUUUGUGCCAAACACAGUUCCCUUGCAUGAAUAUCUCAUGCCAGCACAUGAGCGCUUCAAUCCAAAAGAUUUGAAAGGGAAUGCAUGUCGUAAAGAGAUUGGGGAAGUCCAAGGUCAACCAACGGAAGUACGAAUCAAGAAAUAUAGAUGGGUCAUCGAUCGUUUUCGUCCCGUUAUGCAUUACUUCUUUACAGAGCAUUUCAACGAUCCCGACGAAUGGUUCACCAAGCGUCUAGCAUACACUCGUAGCACAGCUGCUAUAUCGAUUCUAGGUCACGUCCUCGGAUUGGGCGACAGGCAUGGUCACAACAUUCUUCUUGAUUUUGAGAGCGGUGAAGUAGUACAUAUUGAUCUUGGUGUGGCUUUUGAAAUGGGUCGGGUUCUUCCGGUCCCAGAAUUGGUACCUUUCCGUCUCACCCGCGAUAUUGUCGACGGAAUGGGCAUAACAGAAACCGAAGGUGUAUUCAGACGCUGCUGCGAAUUCACUCUUUCCGCUUUGCGUAAGGAAGUUUAUAGUAUCAUGACUAUUCUUGACGUUUUGCGAUAUGAUCCAUUGUACAGUUGGUCUAUAUCACCCGUGCGACUUGCAAAAUUGCAGGUGGCGCAAAGUGUUGCGCCAGAACCUGGUAUGGGACAUGAGAGAGGCGGUGAAAGGUUAACUGUCAACCAACCGAGUGAAGCUGAUAAAGCUCUGACCGUGGUCAACAAGAAAUUGUCAAAGACGUUAAGUGUAGAGGCCACAGUUAAUGAUUUGAUCAAUCAAGCGAGGGAUGAGAAGAAUUUGGCAGUUUUGUACUCAGGUUGGGCUGCAUACGCGUAG